Molecule: messenger RNA, 1221 nt
Organism: Monosiga brevicollis MX1
Lineage: Eukaryota; Choanoflagellata; Craspedida; Salpingoecidae
Exons: 5
Coding region: 1-1221 (406 amino acids)
Source: RefSeq, a predicted model, not a curated record
AUGGACGACUGGGAUGACGUGUUUGAUGCCGGCGCGUCCGAGUUUGAUAUUGCAGCGGCAGAGCAGCGCCAGCGCCAGGAUCGCCAUUGGCGUAUGGGCUACACAGACGGGGCGGCAGCGGGUCGCGAGGCGGGCUUGCAGCGUGGCUUCGAGUCGGGCCUUGAACAAGCUCGCGCACUUGCGCACCAAUAUGGCCGGCUACAGGGUUUUGUCUGCUCGGCUUUAAUUCUUGCUACCAAAACUCUCCCUCACGACCACCCGGAGGUAGCUGCUCUCCAAGCUGUGUAUGCCGAAGUCUAUGAUAUGAGUGCUGCUUGCCGAGCUACAGGAGCGCUACGCAGCAGCCAGUGCAGCGCUGGAGCUACCUGUCUUGCGUCUCUGACGCUCUGCGCCACAAUCGUCGCUCCGAAGGUGCUACUUUACGGCACGACGGGGCUCACAGAGGGCAGGUGGGGCUCUAGCCAAGCAUGCUGGCGCAGCCAGCGUCGCCACCAGUCGGGCCUCCCUGACAAGGUUCCCACCAUCAACUCGACCAUUCGCGCAUCUCCGGGGUACACGGGGACAGCACCUGUCAAGUCUGCAGCCAGGACUUCGGCCGGGGCUAGAUGGGGCCGGGGACCAAUGAGUUCGCGCAUUCCCAAAGGCCCUGGCGUGUCGGCUGAAGCAUCUCGCCAGGCAAUGGCGGCCCAGAAGCGUGCGGCCGCCAGCCAUGCUUUUGGAUUGACGGUGCCAAGCUCAUCCCAAGCACGGAUCGUUGCAAGUAUACCCAUAGCACUGGUGGUCACCGCCCAGAUGAGAGUGGGGGGUAUCGGUGGGUGCUGUUGGGUGCAGCCCGCGGCAGCCCACUCCCGGACGGCAUCGCACAGCCAUGUCGCCAUGGCCGGCGUACUGGCCAUCUGCAGGGCUCGGCGACCUGGUGGGCCAAGCAUGGCCCAGCGUGUUGGGCUGUGCGUGAACCAGUGCCAGAUCUCAGCCACCAGCAAGGCCUGUGGCUGGGACACAAAACAGCAGCAUCUGCAUGGUGUUGCCCGGCUUGCUUGCGAGCGGCGGGCAGCGCCCAGCAGGAUCCCGCGCAGCCGCUGGUCUUUGCCGCCACAAGCGCAGUACCAUGGCCCCCGCCGCAUCCAGCUGGUCAACCUGCUCAGCCAAGUCCUUCAAGGCGACCUCGAGCUCAUUGAAGAGAGCGUGGUCGAUGGCGGUCAACCCGACAUUCCCCCGUGA